CCACCGAGGGGAUGUGCUGAGUGAGAGAGAUAUCUCGAGCAGGCCCACUUUCGCUAUGCUGUUCUCCAAGCCCCAAACCCAGUCUCACCUCACUCCGUCCGUCCGUCCGGCGUCGUCUUCCUCCGCCAGCGCCGCCGCUCCAUCUGCGAUUCCUCAUCGACGUCGCCGCUCUUAGCUGCUCCCGUCAUCUUGAAUAUUGUCAGUAGAUGCCAAGAUCAGAAAGCAAGAUAAUAAAGAAUCAGAAACUGAAGAAGACAAAAACAGCAUUCAUAUCCUAGAGUUGUAAAACGGAUGAGAAUCUUGUGGAUUACAUAGUGUACUCCUUGACAAGAAGUCCUCCCUCUUUCCUCACUCUGUGCCAUGGGGAAACUUCAUCUGCUAGCUCUGCUUCUUCCUGUACUUCUUGGGUUAUCUCUGUUGUACAUCUGUGAGAUACUAUGGCUGAGGCCAGAGAGGAUAAGAAAGAAACUAAGGAAGCAAGGUGUGAGGGGUCCCAGGCCUACUUUGCUCUAUGGCAACACCCAGGAGAUAAAGAGGAUCCGACAAGAGGCAUUGCCUGCGCAGAAGCAAGACACCAGCAACUACAUGUCCACCCUAUUCCCUCACUUCAUGAUCUGGAGGGAAACAUAUGGGUCGGUAUUCCUCUACUCAACAGGAGCUGUGGAGAUUCUGUAUGUUUCUGACCCUGGCAUGGUCAAGGACAUGAGCCACUGCACAUCAUCUGAGCUCGGGAAGCCUAUUUUUAUACAGAAAUCUCGCAAACCACUCUUCGGCGAAGGCAUCUUGGUGGCAAAUGGCGAUAUAUGGGCCUAUCAGAGAAAGAUCAUUGCACAAGAGUUCUUCAUGGAGAAGAUUAAGGUCAUGAUAGAACUAAUAGUGGGGGCUUCUGCCCCACUGCUAGAAGCAUGGGAUAGUAUGCUUGACGGCACGGGAGGGAGUAGAGAGAUAGAUGUGGAUGGUUAUUUGCGGAGUUUUUCGGCGGAUGUAAUCGCCAGGGCAUGUUUUGGCAGCGAUUUUGCAACAGGGGAAGAAAUAUUCUACAAGCUCAGGCAGCUUCAGAAGGCGAUUUCUCAGCAAGAUGCACUUGUUGGAUUGUCUGCAGUGUGGAAGAGUUUGCCGACCAAGGCCAAUCGAGAGAUACAAAAGCUGGAGCAAGAAGUUCGGUUACUCAUCCUCAAUGUCGCAAAGGAACACAGCCGUGGCAGCAGCAGCGAAGACGACGAUUGCAUAAAGACUAAACACAAUGGCCUUCUGCGCUCGAUUGUCAAUAGUGCUCGCCAUUGUCCGGCCAGCUACAGUGGCAGCGCCGAGGACUACAUCGUUGACAACUGCAAGAACAUCUACUUUGCUGGGCACGAGACUACAGCCGUCACCGUCACCUGGUGCCUGAUGUUGCUGGCCACACACCCGGCGUGGCAGGACCGUGCCCGUGCCGAGGCUCUAGAGGUGUGCCGUGGAGGCACAGAGCUCGACGUCGACGUCCUCCGGCGACUGAAAACAGUGAGAAAGCAUCCCGACAUGCAUCAAUCAGUCUCGAGAAGCUGGCAUAACCAUUACAUUGUCUCUCCAGAUCACCAUGGUGGUCCAGGAGACUCUCCGGCUGUACCCUCCGGGGUCAUUGAUUAUGCGCGAAGCGCUGAAGGACUUCAAGCUCGGUGGGCUCGACAUCCCACGGGGGACAGUCAUACAGACAGCCAUCGCGAUGCUGCACCUCGACAAGGAUGUUUGGGGCCAGGACGCCGGCGAGUUCCGCCCGGAUCGGUUUGCGAACGGCGCAGCCGCGGCGUGCGAGCCGUCACACAUGUACCUGCCGUUCGGGCACGGGCCCAGAGUUUGUGCCGGGCAGAACCUGGCGAUGAUGGAGCUGAAGGUGGUGCUCGUGCGCCUGCUGACCAAGUUGGCCUUCUCACUGUCGCCAGGGUACCGGCACGCGCCGUUGUUCCGGCUCACCAUUGAGCCUGGGUUCGGCAUGCCUCUUGUCGUCACGAAGCUUCCAUGAUCUCUCUCACUGCCAUCUGUAGCAAGAAGGUACCGCGCCUGAUGAAAACAGUGACGCCACCACUCCACUGUGUUUGUAAUCGGCAAAGCGUUGCUUUCGAUUCAGUAAGUUCAGAAAACACUGGCAAAGCAAAGGUAUAGUUUUUUUUUUGACUGUUGCAAGGUAUGGUUAUUGAUGACAUGGUACCCGUAUCUCCCCCAAAUGAUAUUUCUUGGACCAUGAUAAGUGUCACAUGUGUGGCACGAACACAUGACAACUCCGAACAUUUUUUAUGGCAAGUUUAGUGAAGCGAGGAUGGCAACUUUCAUUUUGAA
Messenger RNA from Triticum aestivum (bread wheat), 2313 nucleotides. RefSeq names its product cytochrome P450 714C3. NCBI's taxonomy places the organism in Eukaryota, Viridiplantae, Streptophyta, Magnoliopsida, Poales, Poaceae. The record is from RefSeq and is a predicted model, not a curated record. The transcript has 5 exons. Gene Ontology annotation, molecular function: monooxygenase activity; heme binding; oxidoreductase activity, acting on paired donors, with incorporation or reduction of molecular oxygen. The coding region runs from base 361 to 1956 and encodes 531 amino acids.